Molecule: messenger RNA, 1965 nt
Organism: Sparassis crispa
Lineage: Eukaryota; Fungi; Basidiomycota; Agaricomycetes; Polyporales; Sparassidaceae
Product: cAMP-dependent protein kinase catalytic subunit alpha
Exons: 10
Coding region: 1-1965 (654 amino acids)
Biological process (GO): protein phosphorylation
Molecular function (GO): ATP binding; protein kinase activity
Source: RefSeq, a predicted model, not a curated record
AUGGGGUUCAAGACUUUCCUCGCCCGCGUCUCAACCUCCUUCACCAGCAAAUCCAAGACAACAGAUUCCAAAAAUACUGGCUUGGAGCACCAGCCGCUGGUUCCCGCUUACUCCGAGGUUUCGUCCCUGCAUCCCUCUCCGGUCGUCCCGAGUUCUGCAAAUUUGCUCGACGCCCAUCACAACAAUUUCCUCGCCGACGUGGACGUCCACGUCCGUUUAGUUUUCGACCAGACGGGUGACAUGACGCUGUGCUCUGUUGAGUCGCUCAAAGUUGGCAAGGCGGCCAAGCUCGUGGAUAGCGAGUCUGGCAGCUCGUCCGUUUCCGAAUCGGCUUUUUCCACCCUCUUCGAUACAGCUUCACUCCGGAAGGACAAUCACAAUUAUGAAUUUGUUCUGCCAUCGAACGAUUCGUCCUACGGGCGCACACUUACCCCAAAGCUCCUCCUCCCACCACAGCCAGACCUUUUCCCCGUCCCCGCGCCGAUUUCCGACCACGUCUCUAGCCUCGUACUGGAUAAACCGCUCCCCCCGCUCCCCGUUUGCCCCUCCCCCUCGCUCGCAGACCCUCCAAAUCCCAUCGGUCGCCGACUGCACGUGAAGCAAUUCAAGCCGCUGCGCGUGCUCGGCAAGGGCGGACAGGGCACUGUUGCCCUCGUCGAGGACCGCGUCAGCGGUUCCUUCCUCGGCAUGAAAAUCGUGCGCAAGGCCGCUGUGCGCACAAAAUCGUACCCGCGGCUGUUUGACGAGCAGCGCAUCAUGCGCGCUCUGGCGGGCGAGCCGUGGGUCCUCCCUCUCCUCGCGUCGUUUGAUGAUCGUGAUCAUUUCUUUAUUCUGACGAAGUACUGCCCUCAGGGCGAUCUGUGGUCGAAGAUCAAGAACCAGAGGGGCCUGUGCCCGUCGGAUGCCCUCCGCUACGGGGCCGAACUGGUCCAUGCAAUCGGUCUACUUCACAGCCGCCGUAUCAUCCACCGCGAUAUCAAGCCUGAGAAUAUCCUGCUGGACGGCGGUCACAUCGUCCUCGCCGAUUUCGGGAUCUCGAAGGCGUUCGGGCGGCCCAUAAGCGAGACCCCGUGGAAGAUGUGCCCAGAGUGGAGUGGCAACGUACCUUCCGUCCCCAGUGCUGGUAAUGAGACCGGCGAGGGCAACAGUCUGGCUGGUGACGAGGAGGAAGAGGACGUGACUCAAAAAUUCUGCGGCACCCCCGGGUUCAUGGCUCCCGAGAUGAACGAGGGCGAAUACUCCUAUGAGGCGGACAUCUAUGCCGCCGGCGUCGUCCUGUAUGUGAUGCUCAUGGGCAGGCUACCGUUUGGCCUGAACCCCCGCAAGCAAACGCUGGCCGAGCAAUUUCGGCACAUCACUGAGCUACCGGUUGACUUCGAUGUCGAUGGGGACAUCAGUCCCGACGGCCAAGAUCUGUUGGAGCGGAUGCUCGAAAAAGAUCCGCGCCGCCGCGCGACGAUCCCAGAGAUCAAAGAGCAUCCAUACUUUGCGUCGAUCGAUUGGCCCGCUCUUGAACGUAGAGAGCCCGUACGCUCGGACUCUGGAUGUGCGCACCAUGCGCACCCCCGCAAGCAACAGCGGACCGUCGAUAUCGAGCGCUUGGCGCGGGACAACUCACUCUCUCAACCCACCAAGUCGGCCUUCCCGUGGUUCCAAUGGCUAUCGCCGCAGCUCGAGCACUUCGGUGGCGACUCUGAUAUUUCUCGCGACCUAUCACAUUCGAAUCCGUUCAUCGACGAUUUGUUGCAAUGUGGGAAAGAGGAAACGGCAUCUGCGAACAUUGUCACGGGAGAGGCUAAGCCGGGUGCGGGCGAGAAACUGGGGCGAUUGUCCACGCUCGUUAGCGGGCGCACUGACGCAGCUACGCCGAACGUAGUGCAACGGGUCAAACGGUGGUGGAAGCGGCGCGGCUUGGUUUCCGUGAGGCCACGGGUGGUCUCGGGCAGGAUGGACAUGCUGGAGUGA